Messenger RNA from Cuscuta campestris, 1175 nucleotides. The record is from the annotation of a GenBank genome assembly. NCBI's taxonomy places the organism in Eukaryota, Viridiplantae, Streptophyta, Magnoliopsida, Solanales, Convolvulaceae.
GGUUCAUCAUUAAUAGCUCCUCAAAGGUCCUUAAUAUCUCCUCUAUUUAUGGCAAGCAUGACCUAAUCCAAAGGAGGGACUUAUGGAACCUCAUUACUACUCAUAGACCUACUGAUGAAAUGUGGAUUUUAUGAGGUGACUUCAACACCAUCACCUCCCUUUCAGAACACAAAGGUACCGCUACCCCGUGCAGCAGAAGUAUGGCAGAAUUCAAUGAAUGCAUUGAAGAGAACUCCCUUAUACAGAUUUAUCCUUCGAAAGGAUGGUUUACUUGGUGUGGGAAAAGGGGCCAAGGGAGAGUUUGGCGGAGGCUUGAUAGAAUACUAAUCAACUCAGAGGUUGUUAACACCUUUGAUGAAAUCAGCUGCAAACACCUCAGUAAAACUGGAUCCGAUCACAACCCCCUCCUUCUUGAGUGCACCACUGCCCACAUCUCAGCCCCCAAAUCCUUUAGAAUCCUUCACCCCUGGCUCACACACACAACAUUCCUUGCUAUGGUAUCAAAGUACUGGAGCUCAACCCCAACCUCUGGAGGAAUGAGGGGCUUAUGUAACAAGCUUCAAGGACUAAAGGCUGUCAUCAGAGAAUGGAAUAAGAGUAUCUUUGGGGACAUUUUUUUGGCUGUCAAACAGGCCGAAGAGGAAUCCAUGGCUGCAGAAAUUGCCUUUGAUGAGAGGCCAACAGAAACAAACAGAGAAACUUGGUCCAAAGCUNCUAAAGCUAAGCUCAUCCUAGCCACCAACAGAGAAGUGGAAUACUGGAAGCAGAAAGCUAAUGUAAGAUGGAUGGAAAAAGGUGAUGCCAACUCAAAAUACUUCCAUUCCCUUGUUAAAGGCAGAAAACACAAAUUAUCCAUCAAGCAUAUCAAGUCCUCAGAAGGCAGAAACCUUACCCAGCCCAAGGAAAUCCAAACAGAAGCUGUUAACCACUUCACCAAAAUUUAUACAAAUCAUCUGUCCAUGGCCUGGAGGAAAUCACUCACUUCAUCCCAAACGUAAUCACAGAGGAGGAAAACAAUAACCUUACCAUUCUCCCCACCCUUGAAGAGGUCAGAGCAGCAGUUUGGGACCUUGAUCCACACAGCACCAGUGGACCGGAUGGCUACACAGGGGAGUUCUUCAGGAAAACUUGGCACAUUUUAGGACAAGACCUCCACAAAGCUGCACAGGAAUUCU